AUGCCUGUCGUAGCUAUCGCCGGAGGAACUGGUAGUGUUGGUCGCUCCAUCGUCGAAGAGACAGUCGCAGAUGGUCAAUUUGAAGUUCUCGUCUUGAGCCGAAAGGCCGAUCCCGAAUUUGAAAAGGCUCUGGGUGCGCGAAUCCUGGUCGUUGACUACUCCGAGUUUGAUAGCCUCGCAACCCUGCUCGAACAGAAUCAGGUAGAUACCGUCAUUUCCGCUUUGGGAGGACGUACACCUCCUGAGCAAGAGAAAGGCCUUAUCAAAGCCGCGGCAAAAUCCAAGACGACCAAACGAUAUAUUCCAAGCGUCUGGGGCAUCAAAUAUCGCCCAGAACAUUCCUGGUUCCCCAUCGCGGCAGCCAAGUUGUCCAACUUCGAUGCACUGGAGAAGACCGACUUGGAGUGGACUGUGGUGGCCAAUGGCUUUUUCCUUGACUACUGGGGUGGUCAAAACAUCAAGACUUACCUCUCUCCCAUGACUCUGGUAUUAGAUGUACCGGGAAAAAAGGCUGCGAUCCCAGGUCACCAGAACAAGCCCGUCGUAUUUACUUAUACCAAAGAUGUUGGAAGGUUUGCGGCGAAGCUACUGACUCUGAGCAAGUGGGAGCCAGUAUAUUACAUCAUUGGCGACAGGCUCACUUGGGAAGAAUUUGCACGACUUGCCGAGGAAGUUACCGGCGAUAAGUUUGAAAUCACACACGACCCGAUUGAGCUGCUGAAGGAAGGUAAAAUCACGGAGCUUCCUAGCCAUGUACAUUCGUAUCCUUUCUACCCCAAGGAAGCACUCCAGGGCAUGUUUUCCCAGUUUGGCAUCUUGUUCGACGAAGGUGCAUUUGACUUUCAGCCGAAGCAGACUCUCAAUGAUUUAUUCCCCGAGAUCAAGCCGACGACUGUCCGUGACGUUUUGGAAAUUGGAUGGAAGAAAUCGAUCUAG
Messenger RNA from Fusarium sp. VM40, 936 nucleotides. Lineage: Eukaryota; Fungi; Ascomycota; Sordariomycetes; Hypocreales; Nectriaceae. The record is from the annotation of a GenBank genome assembly.